CAGGCAACAGUCUGUCCAGAGCGACGAAGGUAAACGCGGACGCUUUGGCCAUCGAUUCACGACCGAUAGAUGAACACGAUCACGUGGACGUUUAUUACAAAGUACAGCUUCAUUUAAAGACGCGAUGACCCGAUUCCACUAGUUCAGUGCGUGUCGAGGACGCAUCCACCGGUUGCGCGCAGAGACGCAGCGGCCGAGAGCGCGGCAGACAGCGGGAGGAGAGUGCGCACGCACGGGCACGCACGAGCGCGGUUACCCCCCUUUAAACAUGGCUGAUGGUCGGGCGCAGGGCGCUGCCGCGAUCUCCAGAAACGCGCCCGAUGCUGCCCACUGAAGAGGAUCAAGCGCGUGAUGGUGAUGAGAAGCGCCUCUCCACGAUAAUGACCAACUUCAUCCACGAUUCAAAAGCGGGUCCGUCCUCGGUGCGGAAGAUGGACGUGAUCAUCCCGUACACGUCCGACGUGCCCUGCGACACGAACGGGCAGCGCAUGUGGUGGGCAUUCCUCGCCUCCUCCAUGGUGACUUUCUUCGGGGGUCUUUUCAUCAUUCUGCUGUGGAGAACUCUCAAGUACCUGUGGAGGGUGUGCUGUCACUGCAGGGGUAAACGGAAGGACGUGCAGCGAGUGUGUAAUCCAGCCGUCAUCGGUGAUGGUGGGAUUAAAGGAGGAGGGGAUGCGGUGGUGGCGCCCAGCGAGGUGGGCUGGAUGACCUCGGUGAAGGACUGGGCGGGGGUCAUGAUCUCUGCUCAGACGCUCACUGGACGCGUGCUGGUGGUGCUUGUGUUUGCUCUGAGCAUCGGCGCUCUCGUCAUUUACUUCAUUGACUCUUCUGACCCUAUUGAGUCCUGUCAUGAUUUCGAAAAGAACUACACGUUACAGAUCGACAUGGCCUUCAACGUCUUCUUCCUGUUGUACUUCGGACUGCGUUUCAUCGCAGCCAAUGAUAAGCUGUGGUUUUGGUUGGAGGUGAACUCUGUGGUGGAUUUCUUCACCGUUCCUCCCGUGUUUGUGUCCGUGUAUCUGAACAGGAGCUGGCUGGGCUUGAGGUUUUUACGGGCGCUCAGACUGAUCCAGUUCUCAGAAAUUUUGCAGUUUUUAAAUUUAUUAAAAACAAGCUUUGGACCGGAGACGGUGAAUCGUAAAACACGGAACCGGAUGAUGUCUCCUGAUCCAGAAGAUCAGUUCUAG
Messenger RNA from Triplophysa dalaica, 1187 nucleotides. RefSeq names its product calcium-activated potassium channel subunit alpha-1-like. Lineage: Eukaryota; Metazoa; Chordata; Actinopteri; Cypriniformes; Nemacheilidae. Gene Ontology annotation, biological process: transmembrane transport; monoatomic ion transport. The record is from RefSeq and is a predicted model, not a curated record. Gene Ontology annotation, cellular component: postsynaptic membrane. The transcript is spliced from 7 exons. Gene Ontology annotation, molecular function: large conductance calcium-activated potassium channel activity. The coding region runs from base 276 to 1187 and encodes 303 amino acids.